Molecule: messenger RNA, 1321 nt
Organism: Oncorhynchus keta (chum salmon)
Lineage: Eukaryota; Metazoa; Chordata; Actinopteri; Salmoniformes; Salmonidae
Product: hephaestin-like
Exons: 9
Biological process (GO): iron ion transport
Cellular component (GO): plasma membrane
Molecular function (GO): oxidoreductase activity; copper ion binding
Source: RefSeq, a predicted model, not a curated record
GUGUAUUUGAGGUGAGCUGCAGAGUGACUGACCACUAUAAUGGAGGGAUGAGACAGCAGUACUCUGUGAAGCCCUGCUCACCCGAGAGCAGCGUGAAACACACACACGCCCGUGCCUCGUCCGUGGUUCGCUACUACAUCAGCGCAGAGGAGGUGGAGUGGGACUACUCACCUAACCGGGCCUGGGAACUGGAGAAACAUCACGCUACAGAGGAGGACAGUCCAGGCAGUAUAUUCGUGGGCAGGGGAGAGAAUCGUAUUGGUCCACGCUAUAAGAAGGCGGUGUAUAGACAGUACACUGAUGACACCUUCAGGACACAGACGGAACUGCAACCUGAACAACUGCACCUCGGCAUUCUGGGUCCUAUCAUCAGGGUGGAGGUGGGAGAGGAGGUUCUGAUCACCUUUAAGAACAGAGCCAGCCGUCCGUACUCUAUACACGCUCACGGAGUGGUCACUACCGACACACACACACCUGUCCAGCCAGGAUACAUGACAGAGUUCAGAUGGGAGGUCCCAGAGAGCUCUGGUCCAGGAGUCUCUGAUCCUAACUGUAUCUCCUACGCGUACUACUCUACUGUUGACUUCGUCAAGGACGUGUUCAGCGGUCUCUUGGGUCCCCUGGUGGUCUGCAGACAGGGAGUACUGCAGCGUGGAGCUGAGGAGGGGACGAGGAAGAGGAGGGACGUGGAGAGGGAGUUUGCUCUGCUCUUCAUGGUGUUUGAUGAGAAUGAGUCCUGGUACCUGGAAGACAACAUCAGAACUUACCUCCACACUGACCCCAGUAACUUCACCGUGGACGACAACUUUAUAGAGAGCAACAAGAUGCACGGUAUAAAUGGUAAGCUGUAUGGAAACCUUCAUGGUCUGACCAUGUCUAAUGGCCAGACAGUGGACUGGUAUCUACUAGGGAUGGGCAACGAGGUCGACAUUCACACUGUCCACUUCCACGCUGAGACCUUCACUUAUAAAAUGGACAGUGUGCACCGCGCGGAUGUGUUUGACCUGUUCCCGGGGACGUUUCAGACGGUCCAGAUGACUGCAGGGAACCCUGGGACAUGGCUGUUGCACUGCCACGUUGCCGACCACAUCCACGCUGGAAUGGAGACUACUUUCACCAUCACGGAGAAAACAUCACAUGCACCUGGUAUUGGAGGUUCCAUCUCCACUCUGCUACUGCCACUAUUACUGACCCUUCUCCACUAGACUACUCUGUGUGUGUGUGUGUGUGUGUGUGUGUGUGUGUGUGUGUGUGUGUGUGUGUGUGUGUGUGUGUGUGUGUGUGUGUGUGUGUGUGUACAUACGUGUGCGUGUGUUCAUAA